AUGGUUGAUCACAUACUUGAUAACAAAUAAUCGAAGUGGGUCGCGCUGCCGCGCACUGCGCACUGUAGACCGUGUGCUCAAACCAUUUUAAUUACACACUUAUCAUUUUCUAAUAUUCACGUAUUACUAGAAUAAUUCCGUUAUCGGUCUUAGAACAACGUUAUCUCGUUAAUAAAAGAUAUAAAUAUAGAUAAACGAAAUUACUUUUCGCUCACUUCAAGGCAGUCGGGGCGCGAUUUACAACUGAAUUCACAGUGUUAAGUGUUUCAAAAUGUCAGAUUGGCGAACUGAGUGGCAGAACUUAAAAAUACCAGACAUUGAAGAAGAUUGGUAUCGUGUCGACAAGAGCCUCCUCAGUCCAGAGCUCCAGCAGAAGUUCAAGCAGCUAGAUCCAGAUGACGACACAAAGGCGUUCCUGUCGGCCUCCAUCGACAAGUCCACAUGGGUCUGGAUGCAGAUCUGGUAUCUGCUGGCUAAAGCCGUACUUCGGCACUUCUGGUCUAUCACCGACAUUAAUGGAUGGCUGGGCCGCGGCUCGAUGUUCGUGCUAUCUUCCGCGCAGGCGCGCACACUGCUGGGCGGCGCGCCGACCGGCGCUCUCGUGGAUGUCGGCGCGGGCGACGGCGAGGUCAGCCGCCGCUUCUCGCAGCUGUUCGAGCAGCGGUACGCCACCGAGAUCUCCGCCAGUAUGAGAAAGGCGCUCAGCAGUAAGGGAUAUACUAUCCUUGACACGGAGAACUGGUGGCGCGGGCAGCAGUUCCAAUGCGUGAGCAUGAUGAACUUGAUCGACCGCUGCAGCCGGCCCAAGACCAUGCUCCUAGAAGCCCGCGCCGCGCUCGCCCCCGGAGGGAUCCUCCUCUUAGCCCUAGUCCUGCCCUACAAGCCCUACGUAGAAGUAACUCCUGACCACAAACCCGAAGAGCGUCUACCAAUCAGCGGCGCCCGUUUCGAGCAGCAAGUGGAGUCGUUCGUGGCGUUCAUGCGCGACGAGUGCGGGUUCGAGCUGGUGUCGUGGGCGCGCGUGCCGUACCUCUGCGAGGGCGACUUUGCGCAGGCAUACUACUGGCUCGAUGAUUCUGUCUAUGUGUUCACGCCUAAGCCCAUUCAUGAGUCUUCUUAA
Cydia amplana is the source of this 1120-nucleotide messenger RNA. RefSeq names its product protein-L-histidine N-pros-methyltransferase. Bases 272 to 1120 code for a protein of 282 amino acids. Lineage: Eukaryota; Metazoa; Arthropoda; Insecta; Lepidoptera; Tortricidae. The transcript is spliced from 5 exons. Gene Ontology annotation, molecular function: protein-L-histidine N-pros-methyltransferase activity. The record is from RefSeq and is a predicted model, not a curated record.